CCGAGAUCUUCCUCUCGGACGGCAAGGAUGUGAGGCUGGCGAGCCGGCCAGCGCUCCCAGUACCCGAGGGGUCGCGCAGCAAAGGCGGGUAGCAGACCGAGGGGAGACCGGGAGCGGAGUUGGACACCCCCGGAGGGAGGAAGAAAUGAGGUAGCGACCGUCCCCGGAGCCGACCAUGCGCGCGCCCCGCCUGUGGAGCCCCGCGCUGCCCCGGCCGAGCCAGCCCGGACGGUGAGCCGGCCGAGCCUGAAUCCCCCGCGCCCGGUUGGAGCCAAGAUGCAGUGAGCCACGACCGGACUGCUGCGCCGGGCCCACCGCGGCCAGCUGGACCCGCCAUCUGACCGCAGUUGGGGCAAGCAACUGAUUCUGGGACCAGCCCGGCGGAGUGGCAGUCUGCCUCCGGCACCCCGUGGGGGCGGGGAGCACUGGCCCCUGGCCUUACUCGCUGCUGAGUUUCCGAGGUUCCUGGCCCCAGCCUUGGGAACUGUGUGUGAGAGGGGGCCCUUUCCAGCUCCGCCGAGGAGUUCCUGCAUUAUUCUCGAACCAUCUCGGCUGCUUUUACUUGGGGUCCCUCUAUUUAUUUGCAGGCGCGCAUCCCUCUCUCUCUCUCUCUCUCUCUCUCUCUCUCUCUCAGAUAUUUUCCAUUUCACUCCCAAUCGGUCUUUUUCUCAUUUUGCUUGCCUAAGACUGCCUCCGUCUUUGCCCAGGCUGGGGUCUUUGCCCAGGCGGGAGUGUGCGUUUUUCCACACUCGCAAGGGAAUAUUUUUUUCCUUUUAAAAAAAUUCUGCCCCUGGCUCCUGCAGGGUUCUCUAGCACUACACCCUUAUCCCGCCCCCAACCCCUACCACCGGACCACUCCCAGCAGAGUUUUAAUUUUCGGUCUUGCCCGGGGCCGAGCCUGGCCUAGGCGGGUGGCUCAGCUGGGCUCGCACUCAGCGCUCGGCCGCCGCCGCCCAGCUGCGCGGGGGCGCCCUCCGGAGAUGCUGCCGUGGAAGAAACACAAGUUCGAGCUGCUAGCCGAGGCGCCGCCAAGGCAGGCGUCCAAGCCCAAGGGCUACGCGGUGAGCCUGCACUACUCGGCGCUCAGCUCGUUGGCGCGGGCGUGCCCCGAAGGCGCGCUCAGCCGGGUGGGCAGCAUGUUCCGCUCCAAGCGCAAGAAGCUGCACAUCACCAGCGAGGACCCCACUUACACCGUGCUCUACCUGGGCAACGCCACCACCAUCCAGGCGCGCGGCGACGGCUGCACCGACCUCGCGGUGGGCAAGAUCUGGAGCAAGAGCGAGGCGGGCCGUCAGGGCACCAAGAUGAAGCUGACUGUGAGUGCGCAGGGUAUCCGCAUGGUGCACGCCGAAGAGCGCGCGUUGCGCCGCCCGGGCCACCUCUACCUGCUGCACCGCGUUACCUACUGCGUGGCGGACGCGCGGCUGCCCAAGGUCUUCGCCUGGGUGUACCGGCACGAGCUCAAGCACAAGGCGGUAAUGCUGCGCUGUCACGCGGUGCUGGUGUCCAAGCCCGAGAAGGCGCAGGCCAUGGCCCUGCUGCUCUACCAAACGUCGGCCAACGCACUGGCGGAAUUUAAACGGCUCAAGCGGCGGGACGACGCGCGGCACCAGCAGCAGGAGCUGGUGGGCGCGCACACCAUCCCGCUAGUGCCGCUGCGCAAGCUGCUCCUGCACGGACCUUGCUGCUACAAGCCGCCGGUGGAGCGCAGCCGCAGCGCGCCCAAACUCGGCUCCAUCACGGAGGACCUGGUCGGUGAACAGCAGGAGGAGGAGCUGCAGGAAGAAGAGGAAGAGGAGCACACCGAGAACUGCCUGGAGGAGGAGGAGGAAGAGGAGGAAGAGGGUCGUGCCAGGGAGAGGGAUCCGGCAGAGGAAGAGGCUGAGGCGCAGCGGGCGCUGGUGGUGGCCAUGCACUUGGAAUGUGGGGACUUGCUGGACACGUUGGAGAGUGGCCGGGAGGAGGCGCUGGCGGGCAGUGGGGUCUCGUUGGGACCCGGGGCUGGGCCGCCGCCUUUGCUGCUGGGUAGCUCCCCCGACGUGAAGGCCGAGCUGUCGCAGCUUAUUAACGAUCUGGGCGAGCUCAGCUUCGGCAACGACGUGCGAAGCCUGCAGGCUGACUUGCGGGUGACGCGCCUGCUGUCUGGGGAGAGCACCGGCAGCGAGAGCUCCAUAGAAGGCGGGGGCCCAGAUGCCACCUCUGCCACCGCCGGGGACCAGUCCGGCCCUACGGACCGCGCCAGCCCAGACGAGCCGCGCUCGGGCUGAGCUCCCCGCAACCUUCUUCUGCGCGCGCCCUGGCGCCCCACUGUGACUCCCUAACAGCCUCCUCGACAGCUUCCUUACCUAGCCCUGACCCCUGCUUGCGCCCAGGAAAGGGAAAAUGGGACACUUAAGGCCCAGAGUUCCUGCUCCUCCCCCUGAACACAUUUGGCUCUGUUUUAAGUGGAGCUCAGGUUGCCUAUGGAGAUACGGCUGGAUGUGUGGGGAUGGGGUGGUGAAACCCUAAAGGGAAGGAGAGAGGCAGCCCCUUGGGGUCAGGGGUGAGGGAAAUGCCCGCUGAAGUUAGCAAAAGUCCCGCAGGGCCAGUUUCCUGUUUGUGGGGCAGUUGGGGCCUCUGGAGGAGGGGUUAACUUCCUCCCCACCCCUCAACUGGGAGCAGCCUAGCAUUGUCAGUCAUUGGCAUAUCGUUUAAAAGAAAAAGGAAUUUACUCUCACAAUGUUUGAGGCUGUUUUUGUGCCGCCUCUUUGCCUCCAGUCUUGGUGGAGAGCUUGGGUUGUUUACCUCAGACUAAGACCCUUGAAAUUCUGCCAAAUUCCUCAAAUAUUUGUUUGGGGAGGGGGGGGGGGAGGAGAGGAAAAUGAAAGAAAGUUGCAUUUUGUUUACAGUUAAAGACAUCUAAUAUCUAAAAAAAGGAGUUUUCCUUUAGAAACACACACACCUUCAUCCUGCUCAAAAGAUCUCACUCCAUGAUACUGUGUAAAAUAUUUUUGCACUGUUGUGAAGUAUUUUUGACAUCUUUUUAUGUACAUAACUGUUCUCAGAGCUGGAUGUUUAUAUCUUUUGCUGUGCAAAAGGGACAUGUAAAAUGUUGUUCAGUUGUAUAUACAGAAAUGUGUAUAAAACAUUUUGUUAUUUUUGAA
Messenger RNA from Eptesicus fuscus (big brown bat), 3143 nucleotides. RefSeq names its product family with sequence similarity 43 member A (gene FAM43A). The record is from RefSeq and is a predicted model, not a curated record. Bases 981 to 2267 code for a protein of 428 amino acids. NCBI's taxonomy places the organism in Eukaryota, Metazoa, Chordata, Mammalia, Chiroptera, Vespertilionidae. The transcript has a single exon.